AUGUUGCUCUAUAACUCCUUUACUGAGGGAUUGAAGUUUACCAAGACAAAGAUUCUUCUUAGGUAUUACGCUUCAGCACUCAUCGAUGUCCCCAGAGACGACGUCAUCGAGGAUGCUGGCGUCAGCAAGUCGCAGGCAAUGCAAAAUAUACGUGACCGAUGGUACUAUCCCCCUGAUCUCGCCAAUGACCUUCAGGAUCUCGACAUGCCGAAGGCAAUGAAGCAAGAAAUAUUUGCCUGUGCUUGGGAGUACACUCGAUGCGUAAUCCCGCAGUAUACAAAUUGGCCACGCUAUGUUGCAUUUAUGCGAAUCAUCAUUAUUGGGAUCGUGGCGGAGUUCCGCGGCAACCUUGUAGAUGUGACAGCUGGAGACGAUAUGAUGGGCUACAACCUUAGUACUGUCCUCGAUGCACUUUUCCUAGGUACAGCGGAUCGUGAAAAUAUGUGCCGCGAAUACCGAUCGUUCUUGCUCAUCACAGCGGACAAGUCGAGUGAGAGAAGAAACGGAGAGCUAUUCCGUCGGUAUGUCAACGCCCUUGCCCAUUCGCCACGGCAGUGGUUUCGGAUGCGAGACGCCGAUGCACUUGCCCGCUUUACGAUAGCAGCAUCAUUAGCCUGCAACGACCUUGACGAUCUAAAAUUCUCAAAUAUGGAGUAUGAGAUACUGACCGAGAUCGGGGACACGCUAUACGAUGCUGUGGCAUUCUUCAAGCACCGCUCUGAAGGCGAGACGAACAGUACUUUUGCAUACAUGCCUCCGGAUAUGCGCGUUGAAGCUUUUCACCAGGCUCGAGAGGUGCUUUGGGCGAUGGAUGUAGCUUUGGCGCCGAAGACCACUCUCCAGGGGGUUAUAAACUUUGUACGGUUCUUUGGCGGCCCUAUACAUAUGAUGAUGAGGCGAUAUCGCUUCGUGGAAGAGCAUCUGACGAUUGGGCAGGUGGAGACUGAGAAGGUCGUCGACCAAACACGCAAGAACUUCAAACUUUGGAAUCGUUUAGAUGCUAAAGACGCUAAAGCAGGCGACGAAAAGCGCUACAAGGAUAUCGUUUCUAACAACAGCGGUGAAGUCAUGUUUCCGGGCUUGGUCGAGUUUUUGGAAAACGAAGAUAACUGUCCAGACUGCUGCUUUCGAGAGUCGUACGGCGCUGAAACUAAGCAUCAAUUUGGAGGAGUUCAGAUCUGCUCUGCUUGUAGGGAGGAAUGGGGGAGAUAUAUGAAGUCCUUGCCCGACCGGGCAGUAAAGGCCUUUCCAGAACUAGCAUAUGUUCUCUCUAUACCAUGA
Messenger RNA from Plenodomus lingam JN3, 1281 nucleotides. It is a transcript of the gene ABL3, whose product is annotated as Alpha-ionylideneethane synthase abl3. The record is from RefSeq and is a predicted model, not a curated record. NCBI's taxonomy places the organism in Eukaryota, Fungi, Ascomycota, Dothideomycetes, Pleosporales, Leptosphaeriaceae.